Bubalus bubalis (water buffalo) is the source of this 1084-nucleotide messenger RNA. Its product is annotated as mitotic-spindle organizing protein 1. The coding region runs from base 33 to 275 and encodes 80 amino acids. Gene Ontology annotation, biological process: microtubule nucleation by interphase microtubule organizing center; gamma-tubulin complex localization; mitotic spindle assembly. Gene Ontology annotation, cellular component: spindle; centrosome; interphase microtubule organizing center. NCBI's taxonomy places the organism in Eukaryota, Metazoa, Chordata, Mammalia, Artiodactyla, Bovidae. The transcript has a single exon. The record is from RefSeq and is a predicted model, not a curated record.
AGGCCCUUCGCCCGCCUCCCUCGGCCUCCGCCAUGGCUAGUAGCAGUGGCGCAGGGUCGGCGGCAGCGGCAGCGAAUCUGAAUGCGGUGAGGGAGACCAUGGACAUCCUACUUGAGAUUUCAAGAAUUUUGAAUACUGGAUUAGAUAUGGAAACUCUGUCUAUAUGUGUGCGGCUUUGUGAACAAGGAAUUAACCCAGAAGCUUUAUCAUCAGUUAUUAAGGAACUUCGCAAGGCCACAGAAGCCUUAAAGGCUGCUGAAAAUAUGACAAGCUGACUUUCUGAAGAAAUCCUGAUGGGCUCUGUCAAGCUGUGUAAGAAGACUGAAGAUUGCGUUGUAGUCAAGAACACACAAUGAAAUCACUGCAUGUAGCAAUGUGGAAACAUUGUCUUUUUUAAAAGAAUUAUAAACCAUAGCUUUAUAAAUCAGUGGAAAGUGGCUUACAGAGAAAACUAUCAGUUGUGUUUACAUCACAUCUUUUUUUUUUUUUUUUUUCUUUAACUGCUCUAAUGCUUUGGCAUUGUUGUGUUCAUAUUUAUGUAUUCCUAAUUUAUAGCUCUGAUAGCUUUAAUUUUCUAAGCAGUCUGUCCAUCAGAUGUGCACAUCUGCUGUGCCUGGGUGAACUAUAGUGGAACCCCUCAGCAGUAAUGUUGUAGUUAAGACUUGUUGACAUUUCCAUUAUAAACUUAAAUUUUGAAUUGUUUAUGCAAAAUAACUGUGGAUUUAUGUUGUAUUAGGCUGAAAGUUGACAGAAUUUCCGCUACCAUGUGUGGAUUUUUGAUUUAGAUUCAUUAUGCAUAUCAGAAUCUUGUUUUUUUAUAAGAACAUGGAAAACGUGUUGUUAAUCUGCUCUUUAACAAAAAAUAUUUCUUUUCUAAACAUAAAGUUUGAGUGGCAGUUAAUAGUGUGACCCAGAUCAUAUUAAUAUUGAUUGAAAAGUAAAACUUUCAGAAAACUUAGAUUUUAAAGGUAAUGACAGUGCUUAGCUUAGUAUUAUUUGUCAUUUGAUUCAUUUAAAUUUAGGGAAGAUAUUUAAUUUAGAAUGUUUUUCUAAGUUUUUAAUUCAUAAUGAAACAAUUCCAACA